AGUUGGCUGCUGUUGAGCGUGUUGUUUUUGGUGCCGGUCAAACAAAUUCGCCUGCCGAAAUGAAUCUCUUCGAGGAGCUAGAUACAUUGGAUCCCAGCUCAAAAGUUGUGCCUCCACGCAUUGAGACGCCAACGCCCCACAAAAUCGCCGUACUGAUUCUGCUAAAGCAGUAUGUUAAGGACAAGAGCAAUUCUUUGGACACCGGCAUUGCGAUGCGCCCACAGGCGCGCCGCAUGUUCUGUAUGCUGAUGUUCAAGCUGGUGCAAGAGGCCGACAUGCCCUACAAUGAACUACACAAUCUGCUCACCACGCGACCCUACAAACUGGAAACCCUGAUGCUCGAAUCCUUUGAGAAGGCUAUGUCCGAGUUUUGUGGCACGGCAAGCAUCGAGGCACUGUUCGACUUUGCCGAUAUGCAGAACAUCGAUACGUUGCAUCAUGCCGAUCUUGGUGUCAGUCAGUUCAGUAUGGUGGGUAUCUAUGUGCGUCGCAUUGCCGUUGUCCUGCAGCGUUUCACGUUCGCUGAGAUGAUGCACAUGUAUCGCAACAUUUGUGCGUAUUACGAGAAGGGCAUACGUGCACUGGCAAUUGGGCCACGCAAGCCCGUUGCCGGCGGUGUGUUGCAUCGCACACAUUCCCCGCCAGCGCCACCACCACCGCCUGCCACUGGAGCUGGCGAUGCUGCUGUCGUCACACAAGUGAAAAAGGAGGACACAGAGUUAUGCACUUUAGAGCGCAAUGCGCUAUGCAAAUGGGCACCCAAACAGGCGAAGUUCUUCAUUAACAAGCAGUCGGAUUUGCUUGAUCACGACGAAAGCAGCGCACUGUCGCCAAAGCAGCUAGAACGCAAAGUACAGGAGAUCAUACAGGAUUUGCCCCUAAACACCACAGCUUAUUUCCUGGGCUACAUGAAUCAGUUGCGUGUCCGAGAUUAUUACAAUGCCCUAAAGGCGCUGCAUCGUGCGCUGGAUCGCUCGCCGGUGCGCCUGAUGAGCCAGGAGAAGGGCUAUCAGUAUUUCUGCAUCAAUCUGGCCGUAUUGCAUGCCACCUUCGGACAUCGUGACGAGGCACUUGCAGCGCUACGUGAAAGCAUUAUGUUAGCCCAAGAGCAUGGCGACAAGCGCAGCCUGAAUCUGGCCAACACCUGGCAUUGUCUACUGCGCAACGAGUUGCCGCUGUCUUAUGUACAACGCAGUGUCGCAGACAUCAGCGAUGCCGAUGGAAAUCUGCUGCAGAAUUACACACUAGCUUUGCACUUUGCGGUUAAGCUGGGCACUGUGGCCGGCUAUCAACCGUUGCGUUUGUUCGAUCUGCUGCAGCACAGCGAUCAUCUGACCAAUCGAAACAAUCUGGCCAAUCAUGCAUCCGAAGCCUUGGCGCUACGCAGCGCUGUCUGGUGCGCCUACGGACGUCACGAGCUGUCGGCCCUCUAUGCCCAGCUGCUGUUGUCGGUGCGCGAUCGCUUCAAUAGUCAUGGAGCCGCUGGCACAGGCAGCGCUUUGGCCAGCUUUGCGCUGUGGCUGCAACUCCAAGGGGAGUUGCGUUUAGCACGCGUUCUGCUGCAACGCGCUUGCCAGCAACUGCCUCGCAUGCCGGGCGCCGAGUGCUGGAUGAUCAGUCAGUGUCAUGUGAUCAUACAAUCGGGCAUCUAUCGUUGCCGUUGGCACGAUGCGCUCAAGGCCUGCGAUCAGUUGCAUCUGUUGGAUGCCGCGGGUGCCAUGCAACAGCGCGCUGCCAUCUAUGUGGCAAAGCGGGAGUUUUACAAUGCACGACGACUGCUAGACAAGUUGGCUGCUCGGCCGGAGUUGCCGUUUUUGGUACGCAUGCGUGUCCAGGUGCUGUUGGCGUAUUGCAGUUUAGCCGAGGGACGUUUUGCCAGCGAGGCGGUGACGUUGCUGUUGCGUGUGGCCGAGGAUAUGGCCGAUGCACAAAUGGAUUACGAGCUGGCGUUGGUUGACAUGCUGUUGGCUCAAGUCCUGCUGUUGCUGGGCAUGCCGCAGAAGGCCUAUCAGGCCAUCAAACGGAGCAUGGAUGACAUACACAUCAACGGCGGGUUGUAUGAGCGUGCCAAAACUGACUUUGUGUUUGUGCGCUGUCUGUUGGCCAUCACAGCGCUGGAGGCACGCAAGGCACAGUUGCUCAAAUCGCUGGAGAUACUCGAGCGUGCCGCACAAUCCUUUAAGAAGCUGUCGGCGCAUGCCAAGGUUCUCGAUGUCUAUGUGUUUCUGGCGCAACGUUUCAACGAAUUUGGCGAGCGAGGACUGCGCAACAAGUAUGCUGGAGAAUUCCGGCGCUAUUUCAUGAAUCAUCCUAUACCGCGAGAGUAUCUCGGUGGACUGUAG
This is a messenger RNA of Drosophila albomicans, 2342 nucleotides long. RefSeq names its product anaphase-promoting complex subunit 5 (gene ida). Bases 60 to 2342 code for a protein of 760 amino acids. Gene Ontology annotation, cellular component: anaphase-promoting complex. The transcript has 2 exons. The record is from RefSeq and is a predicted model, not a curated record. Gene Ontology annotation, molecular function: protein binding. Gene Ontology annotation, biological process: protein K11-linked ubiquitination; positive regulation of mitotic metaphase/anaphase transition; anaphase-promoting complex-dependent catabolic process. Lineage: Eukaryota; Metazoa; Arthropoda; Insecta; Diptera; Drosophilidae.